Sciurus carolinensis (gray squirrel) is the source of this 2819-nucleotide messenger RNA. It is a transcript of the gene Prkab1, whose product is annotated as protein kinase AMP-activated non-catalytic subunit beta 1. NCBI's taxonomy places the organism in Eukaryota, Metazoa, Chordata, Mammalia, Rodentia, Sciuridae. The coding region runs from base 264 to 1076 and encodes 270 amino acids. The transcript has 7 exons. Gene Ontology annotation, molecular function: protein kinase binding. Gene Ontology annotation, cellular component: nucleus; cytoplasm; nucleotide-activated protein kinase complex. Gene Ontology annotation, biological process: signal transduction. The record is from RefSeq and is a predicted model, not a curated record.
AAGGAGUCGCCGGAAGCGGAAGUUGUUAAGGGGUGGGGGAGUUGUUGGGAAAAGUAUCUGCUUAUCUUCCCGCUUCUUGGGUUCCAGGCGCGGCCAGUAAAGCGUGACUUGCUGCCCGCUGCCGGUCCCGAGCCCUCGCUUGAGGGUGGUGCCCGGUGCCCCGAGCCUUCCCCGGGACCCUGGGGACCCCCUGUGCCGGGAGUGGCGUGUCCCCGCUGCCCUCCCUGGAGUGAGGCUCCGUCCGGCAUCCCCGCAGACCCGCCAUGGGCAACACGAGCAGCGAGCGCGCCGCGCUGGAGCGGCAGGGUGGUCAUAAGACGCCCCGGAGGGACAGCUCCGGGGGCACCAAGGACGGGGACAGACCCAAGAUCCUGAUGGACAGCCCCGAGGACGCCGACCUCUUCCACUCGGAGGAAAUCAAGGCUCCAGAGAAGGAGGAAUUCCUAGCCUGGCAGCAUGAUCUGGAAGUGAAUGAUAAAGCGACCGCCCAGGCUCGGCCAACUGUAUUUCGAUGGACGGGGGGAGGAAAGGAAGUUUACUUAUCUGGGUCCUUCAACAACUGGAGUAAACUUCCCCUCACAAGAAGCCACAAUAACUUUGUAGCCAUCCUGGAUCUGCCAGAAGGAGAACAUCAGUACAAGUUUUUUGUGGAUGGUCAGUGGACACAUGACCCCUCUGAGCCAAUAGUAACCAGCCAGCUUGGCACAGUUAACAACAUCAUUCAAGUGAAGAAAACUGACUUUGAAGUAUUUGAUGCUUUAAUGGUGGAUUCCCAAAAGUGCUCCGACGUGUCUGAGCUGUCCAGUUCCCCACCAGGACCCUACCAUCAGGAGCCCUACGUCUCCAAACCAGAGGAACGUUUCAAAGCGCCGCCCAUCCUCCCUCCACAUCUGCUUCAGGUCAUCCUGAACAAGGACACGGGGAUUUCUUGUGAUCCAGCUUUGCUCCCCGAGCCCAAUCACGUCAUGUUGAACCACCUUUACGCACUUUCUAUCAAGGAUGGAGUGAUGGUGCUCAGCGCAACCCACCGGUACAAGAAGAAGUACGUCACCACCUUGUUAUACAAGCCCAUAUGAAGAGCUGGGGCCAGCCGAGGACCAGGGACAACUGCACCAUCGGGUCCCUGCAUGCAUGCUUUCCACUAGAGGCAGGGACUGUCAAGUUCUCAUUUCACGCUGUUUCUAAGACUUUUCACACCUGCCCUCGUCCCGCUUGAGGGUUUAUCCGGGCACACAGCUCCAGAAGAGCCUGGGUCCGUAAGGGUCCUCUUAGCACCGUGGCCGUGAGCCUUCGGGGGCUUCUCAAGGCCAAGAAAGCGAAAGGGAAAGUGAAGGAUCCGCAACCUCUGCGCCACAGCGCGCGAGGACGGUGCAGUUGAAGCAUGCAUCCCCUCAGCUGCUGUGGAAAUUUCUUCCUGGGCCAAAAGUGAAUGCUGGCCACCUUGCUAGUGAAACUCUGGGAAGCAGGGACUGAGGCCACACCAAAUUUCUAGUCAUCUGUGCAUCUUUAUGGCCAUUUGCCUGUCCUUCCAAAUCAAAGCAAUAGAUUGCCUCUCUUUCUGUGCUUCAGGGAGGUGUCAUUUCUAUUGAAAUUAAAAACCAUCUGAUUUCCAGGUGAAGUCUUCAGAAGUUUCCUAUACGUGUGCUAAGUCCUUUUUUAUUAUCCAGAGGUGGCUAGCUGGACAACCUAAAAGCAAUAAGUCACCAUGACUAAAAUAUAGAUCAUGUGACUGCUCAGCAAUAAUCUGUUCCCUGAACAGACUUUUAAACCUACCACCAGAUUGCUGCAUUCAUCUGAAUGAUCCUGAGGACUAACCACCACUAGCUGGAAGGUUUCUAGCUCUGUCCCAAUAUUAAUGACAACUUUGCAGAAGCCCCUCACCCUCCUUUCAGCUCCAGUCUCUGCCACCUCGCUCGGGACCUGUGUCCCUAGUUAGAGAAGAAGGCUGCAGCUUUUGCUGUUGCUUAUAAAAGGGAUUUAGGCUGACAGCAGUCCUCUUAUUUCACACCAGGAAGACAUCCUUUGGACCAAAGUGGACAUCUUUAUGCUUGGCUCAGUUUCCAGGGAGAUGCCACAGAUGUGCCCAUUGGUGCAGGUUCCUGUCCCCCAGUCAGCAAAAGUUCUCAGUAUGCCUUUUGUUCUUGCUGGGAGAGGGAGGAUGAGCUUGCUGGUGUACAGUAUUUAUUUGGUAAACCUGAGUUUGGGUACCCUUUUUUGUUACUGUUUUGAAAACAAUCGUCACCUUGACCACAAGUUUCAAUAAAGCUUUGUAAAGAUAAUUGGACAUACAAUUGGAGGAAGCUCUGGUUCUUACUCAGUUUAGAGACUCGAACUCUUCCAGGUUAAUUCAGGGCCACCCUGGUGGCACUCUGGAGUGUUGGGCAGGACUGCUCCAGCUCCCACGGGGCUGAGGGCAUUACCUUGAUCCACUCGGGCACAGAGUGGAAACCUGUUUGGCAGCCUCUGAGACUGACUGACUUUGAGCCACUCAGAGCCAAGGAGAAGCUUCCUUCUCGAGCAGAUGGACAGCAUCCCAGGCAGGUUUUGCUUCCUCUUGUUCAUAAACAAGCCCUGCAGGAGAGCUUGGGACCAUGACACUGGCUUGUGAGACACCAGGACAUUUUUAAGAGUUAACUGUUCAGUCAACUCAGGGGCUCUGUCUCUCCUAAAAGCAUGAAAGGUUGUGGGUGGGUUUUUAAGCCUUUCCUUCAUGGACAUCAGGAAUUAAAUAAACUUGGCUGAAAAAUGGAGGCUCUGACUUAUCUGGCCCGUGGAGUCUGGAAAGCGCCCCAAGCUGGGUACCUGUCUUACCCUGAAAG